Messenger RNA from Dipodomys ordii (Ord's kangaroo rat), 909 nucleotides. It is a transcript of the gene Mtif3, whose product is annotated as mitochondrial translational initiation factor 3. Gene Ontology annotation, biological process: ribosome disassembly; mitochondrial translational initiation. The record is from RefSeq and is a predicted model, not a curated record. Gene Ontology annotation, molecular function: translation initiation factor activity; ribosome binding. Bases 75 to 893 code for a protein of 272 amino acids. NCBI's taxonomy places the organism in Eukaryota, Metazoa, Chordata, Mammalia, Rodentia, Heteromyidae. Gene Ontology annotation, cellular component: mitochondrion. The transcript is spliced from 4 exons.
CGGGUUUCGCGGCUGCGCCGGUUCGCGGGCUCCCUAAGCCGGACAGUACCGACAGCCGCCGACCCCGGGACAGGAUGGCUGCUUCUCUUCUAAAUAGGUUAAUACUCCAAGCUGUGAAGACUGAAAAUAAUUGCAUUAGAAGGUGUUUUAGUAAACACAUCAUCAUUAAAAAAGAAGCCCCAGCACAGUUGUUUCUAAUUGCCUCUGGCCCAAGACUGUCCUACCUAAUCCAUACAAAAGGUUUUAGUACUGAAGACACACAGGAUGAGAAGAAAAACCAGAAAAAGAGUAGCACCACUUUUUCUAACACUGGAAGGAAAAUUAGCGAGCGAAUUAUUCAUGUCUUUGAUGAAAAUGGCAAUGACUUGGGACUCAUGCACCGAGCAAAUGUGAUCAGACUCAUGGAUGAGCGAGACUUAAGACUGGUGCAGAGGAAUUCCAGCACAGACCCCCCAGAAUACCAGCUCAUGACAGGAGUGCAGAUCCACCAGGAACGGCUCAGGCUGAGAGAGAAGGAAAACAGACAGAAAACUGGACCAACUGUGACAAAGGAAUUAACUUUCUCUUCAAAUAUUGCACAACAUGAUUUGAACACAAAGAGUAAACAGAUUCAGCAGUGGAUUGAGAAAAAAUACAAAGUUCAAGUUACCAUAAAGAAGAGCAAAAAUGCAGAUGUGCCAGAAAAUAAAAUGGAGGAGAUAUUUAACCAAAUACUCCAGACUAUGCCUGGUCUAGCUGCCUUCUUAACCAAACCACAAGCUGUUAAAGGAGGAAGAGCCUUCACAUGUGUUUUCCGUCAUCUGAGCAAAAAGGAAGAGAAGGCAUAUGAAGAUGGCCAAAAAAGCUAUAAUCUGGACGACGAAAAUGGGAAUGACAGGGAAUUGAGUGUUUAGCAUCAGUAUUUUAAUU